UGACAAAUCCAAUCAUACUGAACAGAUGAGGGCCUACCAGGGUAUAAAUAAGCAGCAAGAACUUCAAGCACCUCAGUCGAUCGAAAGAUACUAACCUGGAAACAUCCCAGAGAAAGGAGCAGAUCCAGACUAGACGAUAUUUAUUCUACUCUUAGCAAGACUUCGCCUCAGUGACUGAGCAACGCAACAUGCAAGCAGUAGCAGCAAUCGCCGUUUUUCUAUGUAUUUCGAGUUUCACAGUUUUUGCAAAGCCUACCCCAGGGAAGACACCAGAAGAAAAAUGCAGGGCAAAAGGUGUAGCGGUUUACAGUGUAACAUUCCAGGCAAAGUGGAACAAGAAGCUUUUUCCUAAGAUGUUUCCACUUUACAGACCUCCCGCUCAGUGGUCAAAACUCAUUGGUCGCAGCCAUGACUCAAAAUACUCUCUCUGGACACAAGGAAAAUAUGCUAGCAAAGCUGUCAAAGAGUUCGCAAAGACGGGCCGCACCAUGCAGUUUGACCAAGAAGCACAGGGAUUCAACGGGAUCUUUGAUGUGUUCAAUGGACCAAGAAUCCAAAAGGGACACGGCAUCUCUGUUACAAAGUUUUACGCAGAUCCAAUGCAUCCUAAGGUCUCCGCAAUGGCGAAACUGAUCCCAAGCCCGGAUUGGUUCGUUGGAGUCGACAGCAUAAAUCUGUGCCAGAACGGAGAGUGGAUCACCGACGUGAAAGUGGACCUGGACCCGAUGGACGCCGGUGUUGAUAGGGGGUUUACCUUUACCUCCCCGGACUGGCCAGAAAACGAGAAGAUCUUCCGCAUCACCUCAAAGUACCCAAACCACCCGGCCAAUCCAUUCUUCUAUCCCCGUUUGGCGAAACUACCUCACAUUGGCCAUCUCAUCUUCAAAAGAGUCCGUGUGUACGAUGAUGGGGAAGUGGCAAAAGAUGCAAUGGAUGAGGAUAACGCAGGUGGAAAUGUUGACGACAGUGUUGACUAUUAUGAUGAUGAUGUGGAGGACGAAGAGCAUGAGGAUGAGAGCCAUGGCAACGACUUAGACGCAAUGGAUGCUGACAAAUCUCAGUUUACUCCUCUGGAUUGUAUUGUGUCUGACUGGGGUGCCUGGAGCGGCUGUAGUAAGACCUGCGGCUUUGGAAAACGCACGCGUCACAGGGUAGUCGUCCAGGAGCGCCAAAAUGGUGGUCACACCUGCCCAAUUCUGAAAGAGGAAGAGACAUGUGGCAGCAUGCGUACUUGUAAGUGGAAUCACUUCAGGUUCAAGGGGUUUGGACUCUAAGCCCAUUAGAAUCGGAUUCGUUGAAGGAGACGACACGCAGAAAACGGCCAUUAAUGACCCGCAUCGAAAGAGAUUCGUGUGUAAGUUCCACGCACUUAGGAUAUGGCAAGUUCCAACAGAAGGCCGUUGUUUUUUCAGACCGUGACUUUUCGACACGGGUCAUUCAUGAGAAACCUUAAAGUAAUUGUGGAAUAUUAUACAGUAGCUGGUUCUACUGCAUGCUGUUGUACAGCAAUCAGUCCGAUCUCAUAGGAAACUGCAGAAGGCUUAAUUGAUGAAUGAAUAGGGGUUGGGUUUGUUGCGAGAAGUUGCUGAUUAUUGCAUUCUUAAUUUAGACAACCGCGUUUAAUUUAUUAUAACAAUAUCAAAGCAGCAACUGCUGUUUUGUUCUUACUAAGACUUCAGUCCUUUGAACCAAGAUGAGAAUAAUUGACUCUUGUUUCUUAUCUAGGUGCAUUUCACAGAACUUUUACUGUUAAAACACUGUAAAGGUGAAAUGAUGAAUUGCUAUAUGUAAAUAUUAAGAGAACAUAUUUUUUCCAAGCAGUUUGCUUAGGUUAUUUAUGGCAGUGUUGUACAGAAGAUGUAAAUAUUGAUGAAUAAUUUCGUUUGAACUGGUGAAA
Messenger RNA from Lingula anatina, 1897 nucleotides. Its product is annotated as spondin-2. Gene Ontology annotation, biological process: actin cytoskeleton organization. Gene Ontology annotation, cellular component: plasma membrane. The record is from RefSeq and is a predicted model, not a curated record. Lineage: Eukaryota; Metazoa; Brachiopoda; Lingulata; Lingulida; Lingulidae.